Messenger RNA from Megalops cyprinoides (Indo-Pacific tarpon), 1638 nucleotides. RefSeq names its product potassium calcium-activated channel subfamily N member 2 (gene kcnn2). The coding region runs from base 1 to 1638 and encodes 545 amino acids. The record is from RefSeq and is a predicted model, not a curated record. Gene Ontology annotation, cellular component: neuron projection; plasma membrane; neuronal cell body. Gene Ontology annotation, biological process: potassium ion transmembrane transport. Gene Ontology annotation, molecular function: small conductance calcium-activated potassium channel activity; calmodulin binding. Lineage: Eukaryota; Metazoa; Chordata; Actinopteri; Elopiformes; Megalopidae. The transcript is spliced from 8 exons.
AUGAGCAGCUGCAGAUUCAACGGUGGCGUGAUGCGGCCGCUCAGCAACUUCAGCGCUUCCCGCAGAAACCUGCACGAGUUUGACUUGGAGUCACAGCCCUUGCAGCCCAUGUCUACAACUGAUGCGUCUGAAAUUGCAGUUUCAAAACCGGAUCAUAACUCAACCAGCCUGAUGCCUCACGUACCGGCUGAGGGAGGUGGAGGAUGUAGCAGCAGUGGGAACAAGCCGGGUAAAAAGAAAAAUCAGAACAUUGGGCAAAAGCUUGGUCACAGAAGAGCCUUAUUUGAAAAGAGAAAGCGUCUGAGUGACUACGCUUUGAUCUUUGGGAUGUUUGGGAUCGUUGUUAUGGUUAUAGAAACGGAACUCUCCUGGGGAGCCUACGGAAAGGAGUCCCUUUAUUCAUUAGCUCUUAAAUGCCUGAUUAGCCUUUCUACAAUCAUUCUUCUUGGUCUGAUUGUCAUAUACCAUGCAAGGGAAAUUCAGUUAUUCAUGGUGGACAACGCUGCUGACGACUGGAGAAUAGCCAUGACAUAUGAGAGAAUUUUCUUCAUCUGCCUGGAAAUGUUAGUGUGUGCUAUUCAUCCUAUUCCUGGGAACUACACUUUCACUUGGACAGCACGUCUGGCCUUCUCCUACAGCCCAUCGAAAACAGAUGCAGAUGUGGAUAUUAUUUUGUCGAUACCGAUGUUCCUCAGACUGUACCUCAUUGCCAGAGUGAUGCUUCUCCACAGCAAACUUUUUACUGAUGCCUCAUCAAGAAGCAUUGGAGCACUGAAUAAAAUAAACUUUAAUACUCGAUUUGUUAUGAAGACAUUGAUGACAAUAUGCCCUGGAACUGUACUGCUGGUCUUCACGAUCUCUCUGUGGAUAAUAGCUGCAUGGACUGUUCGAGCAUGUGAAAGAUACCAUGACAACAUGGAUGUAACCAGCAACUUUCUUGGGGCCAUGUGGUUGAUUUCAAUCACUUUCCUCACGAUUGGAUAUGGGGAUAUGGUGCCUAAUACAUACUGUGGAAAAGGAGUAUGCCUCCUGACUGGUAUUAUGGGUGCUGGAUGUACUGCUUUGGUGGUUGCCGUUGUUGCAAAGAAACUGGAAUUAACCAAAGCUGAAAAACAUGUACACAAUUUCAUGAUGGACACACAGCUGACAAAAAGAGUGAAAAAUACAGCUGCAAAUGUACUCAGGGAGACAUGGCUAAUCUACAAGAACACAAAACUGGUUAGGAAGAUGGAUCAUGCCAGAGUUAGAAAGCACCAAAGAAAAUUUUUACAAGCAAUUCAUCAAUUAAGAAGUGUAAAAAUGGAGCAACGCAAGCUGAAUGACCAAGCAAACUCACUCGUGGACCUUGCUAAGACUCAAAAUACAAUGUACGACCUGAUUUCAGACUUGAAUGAAAGGAGUGAGGACAUGGAGAAGAGAAUUGCUCAUCUGGAAGCCAGACUUGAGACCUUGCUGGGCAGCCUUCGGGCACUGCCUGGUUUGAUUAGCCAGAUAAUCAGCGAGCAGCACAUGGACUUCCUGGAAGUCCACAUGCAGCCUUACGACAAAUACAACUCCCACAGUCCUGACCGGUCCCAGUCUGCGUCCAGGAGGAAGUCAACCUCCACGGCACCAGCAACCUCCUCAGAGAGCAACUAG